GCAUGCUGUCGCUCUUCGUCGCCCUGUUCUGCCGGGACAUCUUCGUGGCACUGCAGGUGCCUUCCAACGUGGAGCUGGACAUCAUUCUGACCGUGGUGUUCUUCUUGUUCUCUCUGGAGUUUGUCUGCCUGUCGCUGACCGAUAUCACAUAUCUCUUCAGAUUUUUCUUCUGGAUGGACAUCGUCGGGACGCUGUCGUUGGUCUUCGACCUCUCCUACAUGCUCGGGCAGGACGCCACGGAGCCAACGAGGGUCAAUGCCAGCAGCAACUCGGAGAACACCAUUGUCCUCCGCGCAGCUCGCGCCGCGCGGCUGGGUGCGCGCGCUGGGCGCCUGACACGGGUAUCCCGUCUGCUGCGCUACGUGCCCUUCCUGUACCACUCCGCCGAGGGCGGCGGCGAUGCCAAGCUGUCGAGGGUCAUCCAGGGCAAGCUCAACUCGGUGCUGUCCAAGAGGGUCGCCUUCCUUACCCUGCUCAUCAUCUUAUCCUCCUCCUCCCCGGUGAUUCCCUUCGCCGACCUGUUCAGCUACCCCGAGACGGAGCACUCCUUCGGCUCCUGGCUCGAGCUCCUGUCCAAGGAC
Prorocentrum cordatum is the source of this 581-nucleotide messenger RNA. The record is from the annotation of a GenBank genome assembly. NCBI's taxonomy places the organism in Eukaryota, Dinophyceae, Prorocentrales, Prorocentraceae.